AUGUCAGACUGCUGUGGGCUGCUGACUCCAGAGAAGCAACCAGUUCCUCUGCAGAGCAUUGAUGUUCGUGUGGAGGUCAGGGACCAUGUAGCUACAGUUGUCUCCACUCUGAACUACGAGAACAAGGAGGACAAACCACUAGAGGCUGUUUUUGUCUUCCCUCUGCCUGGAGAUGCUGCUGUGUGUCACUUCAGUGCUGAGAUCGGACAGAAACACAUUGUAGCUGAGGUCAAGGAGAAGCAGCAGGCUCGGGAGGAGUAUGAUGAUGCACUGAGCUCCGGUCAGCAGGCCUUCCUGUUGGAGGAGAGCGCAGAGAGUCCAGAUAUCUUCUCCCUGAGUGUGGGCAGUCUGCCUCCAGGAGAGAGCGCCUCCAUCAGGCUGGAGUACGUCACUGAGCUGGCUGUGCAGGCUGAUGACGGGCUGAGGUUCUGUCUGCCUGCCGUGCUCAACCCUCGCUACCAACCUCAAGGUAGUGAGGGUCCCAGUGUCCAGGUGUCCUCAGUUCCAACCUCUCAGGUCCCGUACAGUCUGUCCUUUUCUGUCCAAGUGUCUUCUCCUCGCCCAGUCUCUAAAGUAGAGUCCAGCAGCUCCCUGGAGCCUCUUCAGUACCUCAACACUGAUCAAACUCAGGCCUCGGUGAAGUUGGCUGCAGGACACAAGUUUGACAGAGACGUUGAGGUGCUGAUUUAUUACAAAGACGCCCACCAGCCCACUGCUGUGGUGGAAGCAGGACAGACCUCUGCCAAGACAGGCACUCUGAUGGGUGAUCCAGUGGUGAUGUUGAGUCUGUACCCUGAGAUCCCCAGAUCUCUGGAGUCUCCGCUCACAUCACGAGGGGAGUUUGUGUUCCUGCUGGAUCGAUCAGCGAGUAUGGAUUUCCCCAUGUGGGCUGGAAGUCAUCUGACUCGUAUUGCCAGUGCCCGGGAUACUCUGCUGCUUCUGCUGAAGAGUUUACCGAUGGGCUGCUAUUUCAACAUCUACAGCUUCGGAUCCACCUUUGAAAACAUCUUCCCUAAAAGUGUAAAGUACGGACAGAAAACUUUGAAUCAGGCUGUAAAAAAAGUUGAAGAGAUGGGCGCUAACUUGGGAGGAACAGAAAUCUUGGAGCCACUCCAACAUAUCUACAGACAGCCCUGUGUUCCCAAAAGACCAAGACAACUGUUUGUUUUUACCGAUGGUGAGGUGUCGUACACUAAAAUCGUUCUAGAUGAGGUGAAGACAAACUCUGAUUCUCACAGGUGUUUCACUUUUGGGAUUGGAGAAGGAGCUUGCUCUGCUCUCGUCUGUGGGAUGGCGAGAGAAGGCAGAGGUCACGCUCAGUUCAUCACGGGAGCUGAAAGGAUGCAGCCUAAAGUGAUGCAGUCACUACGAUUCGCGUUACAGCCACUUGUUGCUGACGUCUCAGUCACGUGGGAGUUACCAGACGGAGUGUCAGCCACCCUCCUCUCUCCACCAAUCACAAUGCUUUUCCAGGGUCAGAGGUCACUGAUUUAUGCCCAGCUCACCGGAAAGUCUCAAAGUUCAGAUGCAGCGCAGGGCUGUUUGACAGUGAGUUACACUGUAGCUGAUCAACCUUCUCAGAACCAGCUGCACUUCAGUCUCCAGCCAGAACAGGAAACCAAACAGGACACGGAUCAGAACGAUCAUCUGCCCUUUACUCGCUUCACGAUCCACAGAUUGGCUGCUCUCACGCUGAUUCGCUCCCUGGAAAUGGAAAUGAAUGACCAAGAGCAAUACAAUGACUUAAAGAGCAAGCUGGUUGAGCUUAGCGUGCAGUCAGGAGUUGGCAGCGUCUUCACGGCCUUCGUCGCCGUCAGCAAACACGAUGGCGCAGUCGUCCAAGGACCGCUGAUCUACAGGGAGGAUCCUAACUACAUGCCCAUGCUUCGUGGAGGCAUGUUGGAUUAUAUUCUUUACGAAUUAAACGAGACAAAUGCCACAGAGUCUUCGGAGCCACCCAGGGAUCCUCUGCUGCAGCUCGUCUCCCUGCAGGAGGCCUCGGGCUGCUGGCCGCUCAGUCCAGCUUUAGCUGCAGCUCUGGGACAAUCCUCUGAGGAGGUGACAAAAACAAAGCCUGCGUCGAGCAAAAAGAAAGUGUGGGCCACCAUUUUGGUUUUGGUCUGGCUUCAUGGGUUUACAAGUGAUGCAAAGGUGGAGUGGGAACUCCUUGCAAUGAAAGCGACAUUGUGGCUCUGCGGUAAGAGAGCCGAGUGGAUACCUGAAUGUGUGGAGGCUGCAAACAGUCUGUUGGGUUGUAACGUGCAGAAAGGUGAGCUGGGACUCUGA
Molecule: messenger RNA, 2286 nt
Organism: Nematolebias whitei (Rio pearlfish)
Lineage: Eukaryota; Metazoa; Chordata; Actinopteri; Cyprinodontiformes; Rivulidae
Product: von Willebrand factor A domain-containing protein 5A-like
Exons: 17
Coding region: 1-2286 (761 amino acids)
Source: RefSeq, a predicted model, not a curated record